Molecule: messenger RNA, 5969 nt
Organism: Neoarius graeffei (lesser salmon catfish)
Lineage: Eukaryota; Metazoa; Chordata; Actinopteri; Siluriformes; Ariidae
Gene: lrch2
Product: leucine-rich repeats and calponin homology (CH) domain containing 2
Exons: 21
Coding region: 1-2190 (729 amino acids)
Molecular function (GO): protein binding
Source: RefSeq, a predicted model, not a curated record
AUGGCGGCGAGUCAGGGAGGAGCGGCAGCCGCGGCGGUCCUGCAGGGCCAUCACUAUCCAGCCGGACCGCACUGGAGCGCGAGCGGCGCGCCGCCUCAACCCCAGCCGCCGCACACCGCGCGCAGCCUGGACCGCGCGCUCGAGGACGCCGCCAGCUCUGGGGUGCUGAACAUCAGCGGGAGGAAACUGCGUGAUUACCCAGGACUCAAUUAUGAUCUCACGGACACCACGCAUGCAGAUUUAUCCAAGAACCGUUUUGGAGAGAUCCCUCCUGAAGUGUGUAUGUUUGCACCGCUGGAGUCGCUCAACCUCUACCACAACUGCAUAAAAAUGAUUCCAGAAGCCAUCGUCAACUUACAGAUGCUUACAUACCUCAAUAUCAGUCGGAAUCAACUCUCCGUGCUGCCCAAGUUCCUGUUCAAUCUGCCACUCAGAGUCCUGGUGGUCGGCAACAACAAACUGCUGUCCAUUCCAGAUGACAUUGGCAAAGCCAAAGACCUCAUGGAACUGGAUAUAAGCUGCAAUGAAAUUCAGGUGCUUCCUACUCAGAUGGGGAAACUCCAUGCCUUACGAGAACUGAACAUCAGAAGAAACUGCAUCCAAGUCCUUCCUGAUGAGCUGUCUGAUCUGCCAUUGAUCAGGUUGGAUUUCUCCUGUAAUAAGAUAACAGAAAUCCCUCCAUCUUACCGUAAACUCUGCCAGAUCCAGCACAUCAUCCUCGACAACAACCCCAUGCAGUCCCCUCCUGCACAGAUCUGUCUAAAGGGAAAGAUUCAUAUCUUUAAGUAUUUGAACAUGCAGGCAUGUCGGCUGGAGAAGAAGCCUGACUCGCUGGAUCUGCCCUUGCCUGGCAAACGGUGUUUAGUGCAGCAGCUAACCGACAGCAUAGAGGAUUUUUACCCUAGUAAGAACCACGGACCUGAUUCAGGUAUUGGCAGUGACAACGGUGAUAAGAGGCUAUCUACUACAGAGCCCUCGGAUGAUGACACGAUCAGUCUACACUCUCAGGUGUCGGAGACGGCACGGGCUGAAGCCCAUUCUCUCCUCUGCAAACUGGACUCGAACAGAGAUCAUGACUCGUAUGACUUCAUUGACCCAAACCCAGAUGAAGAUGUCGCCCUAUGUGAAGUUGACAUGCAGCAGCAUGCACCCUACAUCACCUGUAUAAAGGAGCUGGAGAGGGUUCUUAAAACACACCAAAGCAAAGACCAGGAGAACUGGAAGGAGGAAUCUGGUUCAGAGAAAGAGCAGCUUGGUGAGGAAGAUGACGAUGAGUUGAAGGAAGUUUUGGAUCUUCGGAAGAUUGCAGUGCAGCUGCUUCAGCAGGAGCAACAGAACAGAUUUCUCAGUCAUUCAGGAGGAAGCGGCAAACAGAAAUCUUCCUCACAAACCAUUCGGAGUGCAUCACUGGAUGAGGGAAGCAGUACAUCCUCAGCAAUGUGUGGACAGGACGGCAACCUCACAGAUGAAGACACCGCUUUCUCUGAGCCUUCUUUAUCCUGCUCGUUUGAUGGGAGUUUGAAAUCUGAGAAUGGCGACAGCGAGCCCAAAUGGCCAGAGCUUCCUCCCAUCCUGAACCAGAAUGAAGAUCGGAGACGAAACAAAUACCUGAGGAAGGACUACCUCAAGUACAAGUGCCAAAGUGCACGAAGAAACUCCACAGAGAAUGAUUGUGAGGAGGGAAUGCAUUCAACAGAUUUCAGCACAACGUUGACUGUCUUUGGCUUGAAGCCAAGAUCAGCAUUUUCCCGCAGUAGUCGUCAGGAGUAUGGCUCGACAGACCCCAGCUUCACCAUGAGGAGAAAGAUGGAGCAUCUCCGAGAGGAAAUGGAACAGAUACGGCUCUUGCGGCAGAACGUGGAGUCAAGGCUGAAGGUGUUGCUGCCUGAUGAUGUGGGUGCUGCUUUAAUGGAUGGUGUUGUGUUGUGCCAUCUGGCUAAUCACAUUCGACCUCGGUCCGUGGCCAGCAUUCAUGUGCCCUCACCAGCAGUACCAAAACUGAGCAUGGCAAAGUGCCGGCGAAAUGUUGAGAAUUUUCUGGACGCAUGUAAGAAGCUUGGAGUGCCGCAGGACAAGUUGUGUUUGCCUCAUCACAUUCUGGAGGAACGAGGUUUGGUGAAAGUUGGCAUUACCGUUCAAGCCUUGCUGGAUUUGUCGUCACCCAAGCCGACUCAGACAUCCACCAUGUAGCACUGAAACUGGGAUAAGGCUCCCAAAAAACCAGGAUAACCGGGCAUUCCCUAGCAUAGUCAUUCCUGCCUUACAUCCCUUUGAGCUCUCUGCUAUACCCUCUCCUUUAGCCUCUGAACUUUGACCAUGGGAAAGCUCUCUCUAAGCAGACUCAACUACCCCUGCUAGAAGCCACAACAGAAAGGUCUGGAACCUUCUAGCCUUAAUCUAAUGCCACAUGAGCUACUGAGAGUGUGACCAAGAAAACGAGAGAGAGAGACGAAGAGAAAAUGAGAGUAGGCUGAUGUAGAAUAUUAUCCACUGAGGUAGAGGACUAACUGAUCUAGGAUAGUGGAUUUUUAUUUAUUUAUUUAUUUAUUUUUGUCCAUCUCUGGUUCCAUACAAACAUUUCACAAAUGUUGCGCAAAUGGAAAUGGGAUUUAUUGUGGCUGCUCGUCUAGCUAGCCAAGACCACUUGCCAGACAUGUAACACAGGCAGCAUACUAUUUUAACAGUAGAGCGGUAGUGAGUUUUAUGCCCAGGUCAGACGGCAGGCUGCAACUAGUUUAACUACUUGCGUCUGACGCAGAUAAUGGCAGAGGGUCUUUAAUAGAGGCAGGUUGACGCAAGUGAAUCACGAUUUGUUAGCAUUUCAGCUGCGAUUCGCUUCCAGUUGGUGCAAAUAUCAGGUUGAUGCAUGUAGAAGCACCCGGUCGUGCAACGCUUGAGCGAUCAAUCACGGGUUGAAGCAGUUUGGAGUAGGGAUGGCGAAAAGUAAAAAAAAAUCUCGACCGACCACCGAGCCUCAUUAGCCGGUUAAAGGCCCAAUCCCAAUUCUAAUUUCUACCCCUCCCCCUACGCCUACCCCUCCCCCUUCGCCCUUCCCCUUGAAACUGAGCUACAAGGGAUAGGGCUUGAAAUUCAACCCCUACGUAUUGGGAUAGCCCUUCAACGAUCGCAUACGUCAUCGCGUACCUCCGUCAGCGUUUACGUUAGCAAAACGCGACCAAAUGCGUCAUUGGCUGCGACCAGCCGCUACAGUCAGAGCCAGAACCAGAAAUCUCUGCUGGCAGGGUGUGAUUUGUUAACUAACACCACUGAAUGGGAUAUCUUUGGCGCUUCGUGCACCACAUCCGACAGAAUGAGGUGUCAGAACACUCAUGUAAACAAUAAAAGCGAGAAUAACAGAACAAAACGUACGCAGUCAAGCAACCGAAAACAAUACUCACUCCCAAAGCUUUUUAGCAGCAGCUUGGAUUUCAGAAAUCGCUGCUCAUUCUCAGCUUGAAAGCGAAUCAAGCGGCGUGUUUCCUCUGGAUAACAAAACACGUAAAUAAUGGAGAAAAUACAUUUAUGACAAUCUUUCGCCGCGGGAACCGCCAUCUUUCUGAAAUCCGCAUGGCAUUGUGGGAAAUCACUCAAACCCCUUCGUUCGGAGUCAGCUCCAGGAAAAUCUCCGUUUGGAGGGGUACAGAAGCCCUACCCCUUCCCCUCCCCCUCCGCGUUAACUGGGAUUGGGAUACCCCUACCCCUUCACGUGAACGCGCAAAAUGGAGAGGAAGGGCCAAGGGGUUGGUCCAAGGGGUGAAAUGGGAUUCGGCCAAAGUCGGUUAACUUAUGAGUUUACAGGGAUGCAAACAUUUUCGCGGAAGCUGCGCAAAUGUGCGCAGCUUUCUGAUUUACUGUUUUCUUCUCAUACUUCCUAUGUUUCAUGGACUGUAACAGCAUUUGCUUAUUUAGUAAUUUUAAUACAGAAUUUACUCUGAUGAAAUUAUUCAGACACUCCAACGCCCCCCCCCCCAAAAAAAAAAAAAAUUCGGAUCUGCGCGAUUCAGCUGUGAAAAAGUCGGCAUCUGUGCCUUUAGUUUGUAUGGAGAGAUAUGAUCUGCAAUAACAUGCAUUGUUGGCUACAGACCGAAACAUACUUUCAGAAUGCAUUGGCCAAGGCAGGACUAAACUCGAUGUGCCUUCUAAUAAUAAUUAAAAAAAAAUAGUAAUUUGUAAGCUAAAAAGCCUGUGUCUACACUUUUCUUUCGCCGAGUGGCAGCAGGAGGGCGGGACAUGACUGAAUGGGUGUUUCUGAUUUGUCAGCUGUCUUUAACUGGGGCGGGACAUGACUGAAUGGGUGUUUCUGAUUUGUCAGCUGUCGUCCUUACACGCCAUGGCAUGCCCCAAGCGUUUACAACACAGAAUUCCAGGUUCUCCGCUCCAAAAUCGGCAGCUUCAAAACGAUUUUUUUUUUUUUUUUAACCGACAACCCAAAAAAAUUAACCGGUUGACGUUGAUUCGGUCAACCACCGGUCAAACGGUCAUCGGUUAACAUCCCUAGUUUGGAGUGUGUGGAGAGGAAGGCAAAAACGUACAUUCACACGAAUGUAGGACUUCUACAAUACUCAGUUUAUUAACUUACUGUACUACAGCAAAAUUCUGAGUUAAUUUCCCAGUGUUAAGCAAAAGUGUUAAAAUAUAGGAGUUGAAAUGACCCUUUAGAAAGUGUUAACACUGUAGAUAUUGGGACAAGAACACCAGCAUGGUGUUAAAAUUGACUCUGAGUUGAUUUAACACUAAAAUUUUCUGCGUAGGGCAGCACGGUGGUGUAGUGGUUAGCGCUGUCGCCUCACAGCAAGAAGGUCCUGGGUUCGAGCCCCGGGGCCAGCAAGGGCCUUUCUGUGCGGAGUUUGCAUGUUCUCCCCGUGUCCGCAUGGGUUUCCUCCGGGUGCUCCGGUUUCCCCCACAGUCCAAAGACAUGCAGGUUAGGUUAACUGGUGACUCUAAAUUGAGCGUAGGUGUGAAUGUGGGUGUGAAUGGUUGUCUGUGUCUAUGUGUCAGCCCUGUGAUGACCUGGCGACUUGUCCAGGGUGUACCCCGCCUUUCGCCCGUAGUCAGCUGGGAUAGGCUCCAGGUUGCCUGCGACCCUGUAGAAGGAUAAAGCGGCUAGAGAUAAUGAGAUGAGAUGAGAUUUUCUGCGUACAUUUCAACCUUAUCAUACCCGGUUGAACGGCUCCAUCUUAUCAUAUUUGAACAAAAUAUAGAGGUCACACAUUCCCUAAACGUUACUCGAGUUGAAGAGCGAAAAAGAGCUCAUUAACAGACACCCAUUUCCAGCAAGGUGCACGGCUCAACUAACAGAAAACACAAGCGCGAGCUGGUAACACGACAUGUCUUAAAGGCACAUUUCACAAUUUCAACUGUUUACAACAUCUGACCACAACGGAUUUGGCGCAAAACGCCUGCGUCCACUCACCACCAAAUCAAUCGCAGGUCGCAGCAUGCGUCUUUCUGCCAUCUGACCUGGGCAUUAGAUUUACCUUUGGGAAAACUGGCCACAUCAUUAUUUAUUUGAAAAACGUUCAGUCUUUCUCAUAUUUCCUUUAACCAUUGGGCAGCUUUGGCGUAACAAAGUUUGUGAUAUUUAGCCAUUCUCACAAAGGUCAAUGGAAGCUUUACUUCUCACUCUCUCUCGCUCUCUUCUAUUCCAUCUUCCUUCAGUCCACUCUGCUAAACCAGGGAGCCCACAUGGAUAAGGCCUUGAAGAAUUUGGACAGCUGAUUGGCUGAUAUGGAGCAAUGGGCGGACUUUAUCACAUAGAACAGAAUGCCCUCCUCCUGCAUGAAGCCACUAAAUCCAUCAAAAUGGAGACGUGUUUGGAAGAAUUCCUUGUACAUGCAAGAAGAACACAGAUUUUAAGUUGUGGACAGGAGAAGAGAUGGUCAUUAGUGUGUUUUCUUGAAUGCCUGAACAGAAAGUGUGGACUGUACAGAUGAUAUUGCUGGUGGAGUAAAAGCACACUCAAAAAAGGA